Molecule: messenger RNA, 312 nt
Organism: Sabethes cyaneus
Lineage: Eukaryota; Metazoa; Arthropoda; Insecta; Diptera; Culicidae
Product: endocuticle structural glycoprotein SgAbd-5-like
Exons: 1
Coding region: 1-312 (103 amino acids)
Cellular component (GO): chitin-based extracellular matrix
Molecular function (GO): structural constituent of chitin-based larval cuticle
Source: RefSeq, a predicted model, not a curated record
AUGAAAUUCCUGCUUGCUUUCGCUGCCGUUGUUGCCGUCUGCUUGGCCGCCCCCGUCGAUGAACGCGGCGCUACUAUUCUGAAGUUCGACAAUGAUCACCGAGGCCUUGGUGGUUACAACGUGGCCUACGAAACUAGCAACGGAAUCUCCGCCGUUGAACAGGCCCAUUUGAAGACCAUCGGCAGUGAUGCCGCCAUCGUGGUUCAGGGACGGUUCUCGUACACCGGUGCCGACGGACAGGUUUACACCGUCAAUUAUGUUGCUGAUGAAAAUGGAUUCCAGCCGGAAGGAGCCCAUCUACCGCGUGUCUAG